AAAAGUACCCCACUGACCUACUACUUCCAGCAAGAUUGUGAAGUGUCUAUCCGAUGGAUACUUUGUUAUCCUAUGAGGCCACGGGAGAGGAUUUCUGAAUGGUAGUGGUUGAUCAGUCACAUGACAAUGCCAGCCUAGCUGUACUAUGUCCAGAUUAUAGAACUUACUUUUUUGAUAUUUUAAGUUCCUACUCAUUUUUGGAUGCAGAUAGUGAUUAAUCAGUGAAUUCACCUGAUCUGAUUGCAGCAGUCAACAACUCAUUGAUUCAUCCAGUUGGAGUACUGUAAGUCUCCACAGAUCACUGAUUUGAUUUUGUCCGAAUCAAAAUGAUCUCCAUAAUAAUACAUAUUAACAUCAGACUGAGCCUUAACCUAUUUAUGAUCUAGUCUAUCGGUUUGACAUUCACUAUAUUUAAUCAUGUAUUUUGAACAGGUGAGUGGAGUAUUUCAAAUGGCCAAAAAAUAUUUUUGGUACUUUCACUCAAGUAGAAAUGUAAAAGGAGUUCUUUUACUGGAGUGAUAUAUCAUCAGGAUAUUUGUACAUUAACUCAACUAUAGGAUUUGUGUUCUUCAUCUCUCAGUUGCCGUUCCAGCUAUCUUUGUAUCCUCUUUUUACUCAUGUCACAUGUAUUAUUUCAAUCUUCUAUUGUAUCAAUAAAAAUCUUUGAUACAAAGGAUUCUUUUUCUUCUUUGAUCUUGAGAUCUUCUUGGAUGUAGACCUUUUAUGAAAGCUUCCUUUACGAUUUCUCCCUGCUCACAUAGAACCACUCUUUACAUACAUAAUAUCUCAUCACCCCUCACUCUGUGCUGUGGGGGACAACACCUAAUUGUUCCAGAGUUUAUGUGUCUUACUCUCCUCUUCCUCAACAACCUUCUCUUGGCAAGCUCUCCAACAUCAGGCCCCUCUGCUCACACAAGAGCUUCUGGUCAUCCAGCUUUAAUAAAAUAAAUGGGGUUGGACUUACAUUUACCACUAUUUCUCUCUGCGCCUGUUUCGAUUGCACACAUCUGCCCUGCAGGUGUCUACACUCCUUCCUCUGCCUUACAAAACCUUGGCAGUUAUGGGAAAGAGGGGCAUGUUUCUACAUGUGAAAGGCCCCUCUGAUGAAUAGUUGCUUGAGUAGGGGGGAAAUUACAGGACAGAGCAUUCUUCAGUUGCCAGGGACUGAAGUAAGACUUGUACAUUAAAUCCUACCCUGAGCUGGUACUUGUCUGUUUGUGUUUGCCCUUUUUCCCUUCCAGUCUAGCAUGACAAAUCUUAAUGGUUUUUACUGCACAAUAAUUGUGUGCACACCUCCCCAAAUUUUUUCCCUCAUUGUAAGUAUAUUCUUCAGAAGAUUUUCAUAUCCAUAUGAUAUAUUGUACAAUACCUGGCAUCAGUUAGACAUGGAAAAAGCUGACUUUAAAAUAGUAGUAGCAUUAAUUCCCAUCACAAUUAUGCCUUUCAUUGCUUUGGUCAGUUUUAAAGAACAGUUGGAAUGUGGUAGAUGUGCAUCAUUAGGUACAGUGUAAAUCUAGCAGUGGUUGAGGUAAAAUCACACACUGGCCUAUAUACAGAAGCAAUGAGAGAACAGAUGUGCUGCUAUAAUUCAUAUGUGCAGCACAUUUAAUAGUCCAUUCAGCCUGCCCAUUGCUGCAGAGGGAAUGUAUGCUAGAUUAUGUCUUCAAAGAGGUGACAGAUUUCAUCUAAUUGCAGUUGCUAGCCUGGUUUAUUUUAAAACAUACACAACUGUUCAAAAGUUUAGGGUUGGUAAGAUUUUUGUUGUUAAAUUAAUACUUUAAUUUAAUAAUACCGGUACUUAAUAAUACUUUCAUCAAGGAUGCAUUAAAUUGAUUAAAAGGGACGUUAAAAAAGCCAAAAAACAACAAGAAAGAUGUUAGCAUUUUAGAAACAACAUUCACUUGAACUAACAAUAUUGUUGCCCUCUUUCCUUCUCUAUCCAGCAGUGCACUACAGUCAUUAUGAAUGGUCCCUUCAGUCCCAGGCGGGAACCAGGACCUGACCUCUCCUGUCUGCACCAGUACAACGAGUGGCUGGCGUGUAGGCAUGAGUCCAGUCUACUGCCCAUGAAAGAAGAUCUGGCCAUCUGGCUUAACAGAAUCUUAGGUUUGGAUAUAACAGUGGAUAACUUCAUGGACAGACUAGACACUGGUGUCGUCCUGUGUCAGCUUGCAGAGGCGCUACAGGAGAAGAUGAUUCUGGCCAGCAAUGGAAAGUGUGAUUGUGUGCCCUUUAUUCGGCGUGUGAUUCGCUGGCGGCCUGAUGCAACCUCUGGAUCGUUCUUUGCUCGAGACAAUACAGCUAACUUUCUGUACUGGUGCCGUAAAAUCGGAGUGGAGCAAUCACACCUGUUUGAAUCUGAAGAUCUUGUUCUUCAGAAGCAUCCCAGGGAUGUGUGCUUGUGUCUCAUGCAACUUGCGAGAAUUGCUUCAAGAUAUGGCAUUGAGCCACCUGCGCUGGUCAAGCUCGAGAGAGAGAUUGAGAAACAGGAAGAUGAGUCAUUGUCACCAUCCAUGUUCUUCGCCUCACCUCUGCCGUCUCCUUCCACCCCACCUGUUUAUUUCCCUCCUGAUCCAGAGCCCCCUCCAGUCUCAACCCCCUCAUCCAUCUCUCCUCUGGACUCCUCUCCCUCUCCUCCUCUGGCCCCUACCCCUCCCCCAGAGUCCACGUCCAUCUUCUCUGACUCAAACACCCAGUCAGAACCUCAGCAAACUUCACCAACUACACCGUCACCCAUCAGGACACCCAUCAAAUCAACACCACAAUCACCGUCAAACAGCCUUGUGAAGACUACUGGGAAAAAGAGCAGCGGUAACCUGCUAGAUGAGAUUGUGAGGCAGAUAUCAGAGGAUCCACCAUGCAAAUGUCCAGUCAAAUUCUGCAUUGAGAAGCAGCCAAAAGGCCAUUAUCGUGUUGGAGACAAAGUCCUCUAUGUCAGGAUGCUGAAUGAUAAACAUGCCAUGGUUCGUGUUGGGGGUGGAUGGGAGACCUUUGGUACUUACUUGUCAAAGCAUGACCCCUGUAAGAUGACAGAGAUCGCUCGGCCUGGAACCAAAACCUGCAAGCCUAACGGGAGGUCCCCAGUCAAGAGAGAGCUGUCCCGGGACAGUUAUCUGGUCGUGGGUACUCAUUCCCGCUUCAAGAAGUAAUGUGACACAGUAAAUGCUACUUCUGUUAAAUCAACAGCAGGCUUUUUUUCUAGGAGGGAAGCAGCCCGGGUGGCUUGAUCUUUUUUUUUUUUUUUUUUUUGUGAUGUAAUUCAUCUUUCUUCAGGGCAGUGGUCUUCAAACUUUUGGGUAGUGACUCAAAAAAAAUAUAUAAAGAGGAUGGAAAUGCUUUUGAAAAAGGGAGAAAACAAAAAACUAUGCAAGCUGAAAGAAAAUUGCUUACAUAUUCAGUUAAUGUUGCAUACUGAUGAAUCUAUACAGUACAUGAUUAUAAUAAUACAUUUUAAAGUUUAUUUUUAAAGAACAUUCUCUUUACUUUUGUAUGAUAUAAAAUUUUGAUAAUGUGCUGGGUCACCAUUUGAUGUAAAAUCUCGCCUGACACAAAAUAAUAUUGACCCAUAUGUUUUUUUAUAUAGUGUAUCUCAUACUGUAUCUCCUGGGUUUCGUUUACAGAUAUUAAGAAUUUUUCAUCUCCCUGUGUUUUUGUUUUCUUAUGUUAAAUUUUAAAAACAUAAAGGGCAGGAUCUCUGUUGAAUCAUUUACUGGAAAGCCAAUAUUGAUUUACUUUCCUUUUAUUCUAUUGUAACCUUUAAUUCUGAUUUAUGAGUGUUGUGCUGAUUGUUUGACUUUACAAAUCAUUUCUGUAGUGUAUUCUGAAUGAGGAUUUAAAGUGAACAUAUUCCACAAAGAUCCUCUAGAUGGUGUCCUAUUUCAAAUUAUUAACUGUAUUUCAGUACACGUGGCAUUACUGCAACAUUGCCUUUCUAUGUAAAAAUUCGUAUAGAAUAAUGUGAACAUAUAGCUAUACAGUAUAGAAAGUGUAUUAAACAUGACCCACCUGCCUCAUGCUUCCAUUCAUGU
This is a messenger RNA of Onychostoma macrolepis, 4028 nucleotides long. RefSeq names its product growth arrest-specific 2b (gene gas2b). Gene Ontology annotation, cellular component: actin filament. Gene Ontology annotation, molecular function: cytoskeletal adaptor activity; actin filament binding; microtubule binding. The transcript has 7 exons. NCBI's taxonomy places the organism in Eukaryota, Metazoa, Chordata, Actinopteri, Cypriniformes, Cyprinidae. Gene Ontology annotation, biological process: actin crosslink formation. Bases 1962 to 3149 code for a protein of 395 amino acids. The record is from RefSeq and is a predicted model, not a curated record.